Passer domesticus (house sparrow) is the source of this 4057-nucleotide messenger RNA. It is a transcript of the gene SLC34A2, whose product is annotated as solute carrier family 34 member 2. Gene Ontology annotation, biological process: intracellular phosphate ion homeostasis; sodium-dependent phosphate transport. The transcript is spliced from 14 exons. Gene Ontology annotation, cellular component: brush border; vesicle; apical plasma membrane. The coding region runs from base 515 to 2542 and encodes 675 amino acids. The record is from RefSeq and is a predicted model, not a curated record. Gene Ontology annotation, molecular function: sodium:phosphate symporter activity. Lineage: Eukaryota; Metazoa; Chordata; Aves; Passeriformes; Passeridae.
GUUCUAAGGAGUUCUUACGUGUUUCCUACUUACACCGUUUUUAUCUGAUUCUCCUUCACUUCUGUUCUUAGGCAGAUUAAUAGGCACCUGAACAGACAAAUAACAGUACUACAUCUCCUUCAAACUCUUUUGACAGACUUUUGAGACUGCAAAAUAUUUUUGGAAAAUUAUUAUUGGAAAAAAGAUUACUGAAUGAUCAGGCGGAUGGCAAUUUUUCAGGCUGGAACAAUUAGUUCUCCAGCACUCACAUGAACACAUUUGUAACUUGUACUUAAAUGCUGAUGGGACAUUUUUUAGAAUGUGAUAAGUGUGAAAUAACCCAUAGUUUUAUCAGUGUUGGUUGCUGCCCACUCCUGCAAAAAAAGUUUUAUUGUGAUCAUUAAGUUGCAGGUUUCAGUGGCUGCCCAGUUGAUCCGUUCACUCUAUUGUCUCGGAAUUAAGUCGUGACUCUUAUAAGGUGAAUAUUUUGACUGCACUUGCAUUUCAAUCAACACCACUUUGUUAGUCACAGAUCAUGGCUCCCUGGCCAGAGGUAGAAAAGCCUGAAACCAAUAACUAUAUUGGGGAUUCUUCCAAACAAAACCAGAACAUGGCUGGGAAAGAAGGAGAAAAUCACAAAGGCAACGUGGCUUCACUUGGAAAUAAAGGGGAAAUUCAACCUGCAUUUUCCACAGUAGCUUUGAUAGAUGAGACAAGACCAGAAGAAGAAGACCCGUGGGCUCUGCCAGAACUGCAGGACACUGGGGUCAAGUGGUCAGAACUGGAUACAAAAGGCAAAGUCAUUCGUGUACUCUAUGGGAUAGGGAAGUUCAUUAUGCUGCUUGGAUUACUCUACAUGUUCGUGUGUUCUCUGGAUGUACUGAGCUCUGCUUUUCAACUGGUAGGAGGUAAAGCAGCAGGGGACAUAUUUAAAGAUGAUUCAGUGCUCUCGAAUCCUGUUGCGGGACUGGUGAUUGGAGUUUUGGUGACUGUUAUGGUCCAGAGUUCCAGCACUUCCUCAUCCAUUAUAGUCAGCAUGGUGUCCUCCACGUUGCUGACUGUUAGAGCAGCUAUCCCUAUCAUCAUGGGAGCAAACAUUGGCACCUCAGUUACAAACACAAUUGUGGCACUUAUGCAAGCUGGGGACAGGAAUGAAUUUAGAAGGGCCUUUGCUGGGGCAACAAUCCAUGAUUUCUUUAACUGGCUAGCUGUGUUUGCACUGUUACCCAUUGAAGUCAUUACUGGCUAUCUCUUCCAUCUCACCAAUGUUAUAGUUGAGUCCUUUCACCUUGAGAGUGGUGAGGAUGCUCCAGAGCUACUAAAAGUUAUCACAGACCCCUUUACAAAGCUCAUCAUUGAGCUUGAUAAGUCAGUAAUAAAUGCAAUUGCCACUAAUGAUGAAUCAGCGAAAAACAAAAGCCUGGUAAAGAUCUGGUGUGUCACUGAAUCCAAUGUGACACUGCAGAAUGUCACAAUUCCACCUUCCGAAAACUGCACAUCUCCUGACUUUUGCUGGACUGAAGGAAAUGUGACGUGGACCCUCAAGAAUAUAACUGAAACAGACUAUAUCAGUAAAUGCCAACACAUCUUUGUAAACUCAGACCUGCCUGAUCUUGCCAUCGGGCUCAUCCUUCUGGCUUUGUCCCUGCUUGUUCUCUGCUCCUGUUUGAUAAUGAUCGUUAAGCUAUUAAACUCUGUGCUUAAAGGACAAGUGGCGAGUGUUAUCAAGAAGACAAUCAACACUGAUUUUCCAUUUCCUUUCACUUGGCUCGCCGGAUACCUGGCUAUGCUGGCAGGGGCUGGUAUGACCUUUGUUGUCCAAAGCAGUUCUGUUUUCACAUCUGCUAUUACACCCCUUGUUGGCAUUGGUGUUAUAAGCAUUGAGCGCUCCUACCCCCUCACCUUGGGAGCCAACAUUGGCACAACCACAACUGCUAUACUUGCAGCUUUAGCAAGCCCUGGGAGUACAUUAAAAUACUCAUUACAGAUUGCAUUGUGCCACUUUUUCUUCAAUGUCUCUGGGAUUAUUCUGUUUUAUCCGAUACCUUAUACCCGCCUGCCAAUCCGCAUGAGCAAGACCUUGGGAAAUAUAACAGCCCAGUACAGAUGGUUUGCUAUAUUUUAUCUUCUCCUCUGUUUCUUUCUGUUGCCUUUAUUUGUAUUUGCUCUGUCACUGGCGGGCUGGGCAGUCCUUUUGGGUGUUUGCCUUCCUCUGUUUGUUCUUUUUAUUGCUGUGGUUGUAAUUAAUGUUAUGCAGAAAAGGCGACCACAUUCACUGCCUGAGAAGCUCCAAAACUGGGAUUUCCUACCUAUCUGGAUGCACUCCCUAGAGCCCUGGGACAAUAUAAUUAUGGCUUCACUUGCUUUUUGUGGGAAACACUGCUGUGGCUUCUGCAAGUGUUGCAAAGUCAAUGCUGAACAGGAGGGUGCCAAAGACAAGCAGCUAAAAACUAUGGAAGUUUAUGAAAACACCAUGGCAAUGGGUGAUGAAGAACGAGGUGGAAGAAGGGCACCAGCUGUAGCUUGUGUUGACAAAACAGGCACAAACAACACAGCCUUAUAGUAUUGGAUCCAUGCAUAUUAGCAGAGAUACAGCACAGGACAGCCAGGCUCAUCAAAACCACCUUGGACCUUGCACUGAGGACAGAGUGAACAUUUUGUUAGGUUUCUGAAGCCAGUGAUACAUCACUCAUCAAGGAAGGGAGUCAAACAAGCUUGAGAGUCCCUAAAAAAUCUAUGCUCAGUUGCAAAGCUAAUACCAGAUUUGCUCUCAGAGGAUCUACUAUGUGGUACUUUCCUCCAAUGUUAUCAGUAGCAAACAAAAGAAAUCCUGAUGCAGUCCCAUGAAGAGAGGGAUGAAAGAAGUAGUAAUCAAUUCAAAUUUAAAAAAACCAAUAAAUAAUGCACUUGUAGAAUACUCUUUCUGACCUACUGACUCAGCAGAAAUUACUUCAUAAUACCUAAGAAGCCCUUGAAAUUAAAAAAAAAAAGGGGGGGGAGGGAAAAAGAAAGGGGAAAAAAGAAAAAAAAAAAGGGAAUCCUAAUGUUUUCAUUGGCCUGUUUGCAGUGGUCAAAAUGGAAAACAGUAGCUUUCCUAGAAUAGACAAAAUCUAUUCUAUGUGUUUGAAGGAAAAUGAAAAGCUGGGACAUCCUUCAGAAGCUCUUGGAGUCCCACUCUGGCACAAGAAUUAACAUGAGCCCAUUUGGAGCCCUUUCUGUCUCCUCUAACAGUGGGGACUGGAGCUAUAAUCUUUUGUUAUCUCAGGCUAAAGACCAUAAAGGUAAUUGCUGCUCCCUCUGCCCACUGAAUGUUAAGAACUGUGUAUGGAGACAUUGGGUUGCUCCCAAAGGUCUUGACUGACUGAGGAUGUGAUUGUGCGGCCAUUCCUCUCUCUAGAUGGUCCUCUUCAGUCCUGGUCACCAUGUAAUCCCACAAUGCAGGUGGGACUGGUGCAGGAAGGAGAACAAGUAGGAGAGGAGGGAGCUGUGCCAGCCUGGGCUGAUGCCAGGAGAUCUGUGUGCAGCUGUGGCUCCAUUUGCCUGAGCCACAAAAGGAGUUUUCAGUUUUCAGCAGUGGAGAAUGGCUUUAGACCUACAACAGAGAGAGCCUGCAGGGCAGAUUGUGGCUAGCACAGGGCAUCUGGUAACAUUUACUGGAGAGAAAGGGGUUUUCACUACCCCUCUGUGCUCUGAACCACACUACUUGGAAAUAAUGUGAAUUUUACUGGCAAUUGUAUGUAGCAUUCCAAAUCCCAAAUAAAAUCCAUAAGGAGUGCAGUCACUGCAAUGUCUAGCAAAUCCAUGGGUAGUGCAAUACUUGUUAGGAAGCUGCUUGUGCUCAAAUUUUACCUAACUGGUGUUUUAGUAAAUGCUUGUGAACUGCUCUGAAUCAUGGGCUGACAGAAGGCAUAAUUUCAAAGUUAGGAGAAGAACAUUUCAAAGACACACUCAGUACUUCUGCUGAUUUUCAACAGCUUAGAUAUUACUGAGUAUGGGACAAUAUCUGAAGUCCAAUCCCUAAUAUUAAAAAAAAAAAAAUUAGAUGGCUGAGUGUAAACCAGGUGUCAUUUAAAGCCCA